This is a messenger RNA of Cottoperca gobio, 6208 nucleotides long. Its product is annotated as leucine-rich repeat and fibronectin type-III domain-containing protein 4. The coding region runs from base 1126 to 4224 and encodes 1032 amino acids. The record is from RefSeq and is a predicted model, not a curated record. Gene Ontology annotation, molecular function: protein binding. The transcript has 8 exons. Lineage: Eukaryota; Metazoa; Chordata; Actinopteri; Perciformes; Bovichtidae.
ACAGAGCGCUGCAGCUGUCGAGACCGAGUGAGGGGACGACCAGCGGGAGGAGAGAGAGGGGAGGAUAGACAGUGCGAGAUAGAGAUAGAGAGGAGAGAGAGGGAGCGAGAGGGAGCGAGAGAGAGAGAGAGAGAGAGAGAGAGAGAGAGAGAGAGAGAGAGAGAGAGAUGGGUGUUUUUCCACGGAGCUGAGAUAGAGAGAGAGCCGCGGAGACAACGAGAUGUGACGGUUCCAGGAGUCGCGGUGGAAUGAUCCGGAAAAUAAGGUUUCUAGAAAUCCCUUCAGCUCCAAGGUCAUCAAUGAACAACUAAUUCAAUGUGAGAGAGCAAACGCAGAUCACACUGUGUAGAGUGUGAAGAGUCCCAGUGACACACCCUGGAAACCACUCAGGGGAAGUGAGUGAUGAGAGAGGAGGGGAGGGAAACGCUCAAUGUGUGAAAUAAUGAAGCAAUAGGAGAGAAAGCCAAAUGAAGAAAUAAGAAGAUAGGGCUGCAUGAGUGAGGAAGGAGGAAUAAAAAAGGAUAGAAGGAGCAAGAGAAGGAGGAGGAAAGGGAUGAGGAGGGGAGGUGAAGAACGCCAACAUCUCCAGGAUUCCUGUUCCGUCGGUCAAGCUGCACCGCAUGUAAGAGAAGUUGAAUGGAGCCAUGAGGAAAUCAUAUCCAAACGCUAUAAAUAGGAUUUCAAGCGAAGAGGAAUCGUGGAUUUUUUCUCACACUGGAGGUCUCGAUGUUGGAAUACCAAACCAGGAUUGAGCGAGUAAUUCGGGAUUUUCCAGGUUUUCUUCAUCUAUAGAAGCCUAAGAGGAUACUGUGGGAUUGGAAUUUCUGCAACUCUCCUGUUUUCUGACACUGACCUACAUCCGCCUCCUUUUGAUGUGUAUGGGGGCGUGUGUGUGUGAAGGGGAGUAGGACAGGUUUCAACACCAACAACACACAACCCCCCCCCCCCCCCCCCCCCCCAUCAUCCUCCUCCCACUGGCCCAGCACAAGGAGAAACACCUGGGGCGAGAUCUGUGCUAAACACUCGCCUACACACACACACAUAAACCUGGAUAACAUGUGGAGCUGAUUCGGAUUAUAGAGCCGCACAGACGGAAAAGGUCUGUGGAUCGCCAGGCGUUCUACCAUGCCUGUCCCCCCACCCCUCAAUCCCUGCAGACAAAAAAACCUGCCCUACACACACCUCCAUCCCGAGCAAAGGGCAGAACACUCCACCUUCCCCUCCCUCUUCCCUCCAUCCAUCCCCUCUAUUUCUCUUCUCCCUCCUCUCCUCGUGUCGUCUUUGCCCUCCUCAUCUCAUCUCGUCCACUGCGCAUGCCCCAGAGCUACGAAAAGAACCCUUCCUGACUCUGUCCCUUUCCUGACGUUUCACUGGCUGACUCUGGUCACAUGCUGUCUGCUGCCUUCGCUGAUUGGAGCAGGGGAGACGUGGGGCAUGGUGUCGGCCUGUCCCUUCCACUGCGUGUGUCGAAACCUUUCAGAGUCGCUCAGCACGCUCUGUGCCGAUAAGGGCCUCCUGUUUGUCCCCGUGAACGUUGACCGGCGCACUGUGGAGCUGCGCCUGGCUGACAACUACAUCACGGAAGUGGGUGCGAUUGACUUUAUCAACAUGUCUGGAUUGGUUGAUUUGACUCUGUCGAGGAAUACCAUCAACCUGAUCCGACCAAUGACCUUUGGUGACCUGGAGAGUUUGCGCUCGCUGCAUCUGGAUGGUAAUCGCUUGACAAUAAUUGGACCCACGGACCUCACAGGAUUGGUCAAUCUGCAACACCUGAUCAUUAACAACAACCAGCUAGUCAAAGUCUCUGUCCAGGCCUUUGACGACUUCUUGCUCACACUGGAAGACCUCGACAUGUCCUACAAUAACCUCAAGAGGGUACCAUGGGAGUCCAUUCAGAACAUGGCCAGUCUGCACACUCUCAAUCUGGACCAUAACCUGAUAGACUACAUCGCAGAAGGAGUCUUUGGAGAGCUCUACAAGCUUGCAAGGCUGGAUAUGACCUCCAACAGGCUCCGAACCCUGCCUCCUGAUCCCCUAUUUGCAAGGUCCCAGACUGGUGCAAUAAGUCCGACCCCCUACAAUGCCAUCAUCAGCUUAAAUUUUGGUGGGAACCCGCUGCACUGCAAUUGUGAACUGCUAUGGUUACGGCGGCUUAUCCGUGGGGACGAUAUGGAGACGUGCGCCACACCCCCUCACCUGGCUGCAAGAUAUUUCUGGUCGAUUCCUGAGGAGGAGUUUACUUGUGAACCACCUCUCAUCACCCGUCACACUCACAAGCUGUGGGUGCUGGAGGGCCAGCGAGCCACGCUAAAAUGCCGUGCCAUUGGCGACCCCGAGCCCGUGAUCCACUGGGUUUCACCAGAUGACCGCAUCGUUGCAAAUUCAUCCCGGACCAGCUCCUUCAGCAAUGGGACCUUGGAUAUCUUGGUAACAGUUGCCCGGGAUGACGGGGCAUACACAUGUAUUGCGAUAAACGCUGCGGGUGAAGCGACUGCCACUGUGGACCUGAAAAUAAUCCCCCUGCCUCACCGGGGCGGAGCGGGUGGAAACACAGGGAAUAACAACGUGAACACCAAAAGCAACGGGAACGUGACCAAUGGGAUUUUACGGACCGAUCCGGGCUCCUCGGAUAUCAGCACGGGGAAAAACGGAGGGAUUAACAACGGCGCAGGACGUGGAGGGGAAGGAGAGGAUGGGAGAAGAGGUGGAGGAGAGGACGAGGAGGGGGAGAGGGCCGGUGGAGGGAGCAUGGAGAACGACGAGGGGGACGACGAGGAAGGAAGGAGGGUUGGAGUACAAGGAGUUACGUCAACCUCGGCACAGGUCCAAUGGGAUUUGGGUAGUUUGGCUGCAGUUUACGCUGUCUGGAUGUAUCAGAUACAGUACAACUGCACCGCCGACGAGACACUCAUCUACAGAAUUCUUCCAUCAACCAGUGAUCGUUUCCAUUUGAAGAACUUGGUUUCCGGUGUGGACUAUAACAUAUGUGUGCUGGCCAUUUUUGAUGACACAAUCACAUCACUAGCUGCAACAAAAGUCCUGGGCUGUGCCACGUUCUCCACCAAGGAUGUUUAUCCAGCAUGCCGCUCUCUCCAAGCCCAUUUCCUGGGCGGGACGCUCACCAUAUUGGUCGGCGGUGUUGUUGUCGUAACCCUACUCGUGUUCACCGUGGCGCUCAUGGUUCGCCACCGUGUUUGCAAUCAUGGUGACCACAUGAUAUGCCACAACGGCAACACUGAGGCAGGAGGCGGGGCCUGCUGUCAGGGUGGAGGUGGAGGGAGCGGGGACAAAGGGGGAAACGGUAGCGGGUGCUACCAAUCAAAUGGUUCUGGGGACAUGAUGAUGGUGGUUUUGCCCAAUGGGCUGCCAUCCAAGAGGGGAGGGGAGAAGGACAAGGAGAAGGACAAGGAAGAAACUGAUUCUUCUUCCUCUCUGGUGCCAAAACUCCCUCCAAAGCCCAGGCCUAAGCCUAAAGUCAACCUGGAGCAGUUUCUUUCAGCCGGAGGGGUAGUUUCCACGACGACGGCAGGUGAGAUGGCAUUGGUGGUGAGGCAAAGAAAGCUGGAGAAGGCGCCGCCAUACACCCUUGAAAGUGACAGAACUCCCCUCUACUACUCCCCUUCUUCCACCCUGCCCCGUCAGUCACAUGCCAGGGAUCGCCCAAGGACCCGUCUGGAGCGAGAACUGACCAAUCGAGCCAGUUUCUCUCUGGCUACACCUCUGGGAGAGUCAGAGCUGUUGGACUGGAGAAUCAGUGCCCGAAACCGGGACAGAUGGAACUCCUCACAGGCUUAUCAGAGCCCUCUGUCCCCUCUGAGUCCUGUUCGCGGGACUGUUAGCAAACGGCGGCACUCGUUGGAUAUGGGCUCUUCUGUCGCCCUAGCAACUGAUGCAGCCACGACUGUUGCGAAGCGCUAUGGUGCUGUCAACUAUGCCAAGCGGCUGAGCGUGAUCUGGACAAGGCGGAGCCAGUCUCUCCAUGGAAUGCUGGUGCAGUGCGCAUCGACGACGAGCACAACUUCGACGACCAGCGAUGAGGAAAGUGGCGUAGGCUUUGGGACACGCUGCGAGUUCCAACGGGGAUACAUCCACGCGUACAACACCACCAACUCCAACUCUAACACUGGGAUCACUACUGGCAAUGUGAGCAGUGUAAAAGACAGGGGGAAGCAACCGGUGAAAGAAGGAAGGAGUGCUGAAGAACUCGAGGAAAGUGUUGUGUAGGGGGUUGUGGAAUGUAACCAAAAAACGUUAGGAGGGAUAAAAGAGUGAGAGAGUUUGGGAUCUUGAAGAGUUCAAAGAGGUGGAGUCAGUGGAAUCAUUGAGGGAGCAGGACAGGUGAGACGAAGAGCAGAUGAGGAGAGCAAGGUUUAGAGUUUAGAAGAAGGGAGAGGAGUACAAUUCACUUGAGCUUUACUUGUGAAGCUCCUUUAUUUGCCCUGGGAGAAGGGUAGCUGAACAACAGGUUCGCUUCAUAGCUGACGAGUAAAUGGGCGGAAAAAUAAGUAGCGAGAGAGAUGUGACAGGAAAAGGGGGAGAGUGAGAGAAACAUAGAGCUAAUUGUUUUAAAGUGGCCUUUAAAUAUUUAAAGCAGUAAACAAUUAAGUGAUACAAAAUAGAAAAGAAAGAAGGAACACAAGACAACAAGAGAAUGACAGAUGUAAGGACAGACGAUGUGACCGAGUUAUAGUCAGAGAGAGACAUCAUCCAACACGGGAACAUCAGUAGAGUAACAAACAAAGGUUAUAUAGCGUGAGCUCAGCUUGGAUCUCAGUAAAGCCCAUACACUAAUAGAAGCAGACUCUUGCCAACACUUCAACUCUCCAGGGCAUCAGUCCCCACCAAACCACGAGUGUUUACUCUGGAUCAACAACAACAAACCGACUGGUAGGACUUGAGAGACAGUCAUACGAAAAUACAUUGAAAAAGAUUUGGAUGACAAAGUCCUGCUUUGUUAUUUAGUUUUUUGACUCUCAUGCUGACGGCCAUUUUGAAACUCUUUUCCAAAACACAAUGAAUGUGACUUUUAUGUGUCCUCUGUGGCCGGACAAUGAUUGUGGCUUGCCGUGCCGGCGGAUUAUGGGAGCAUAAAUACAGAGCGGGUGCAUUGGACAUGAUCAAUCGAUACUGGCUGGGAAGGCCGAGUGCAGCACAGACAUUAUUAAAAGAAAGACAUCGGGAUUACAAUGGAGUCGAUAUGGAUUACAAAAUGGAGGAGACGGGGGGGGGCAUGAAGGAACAUGUGUGCGUGUGCAUUUCUGAAAGACAAGAUCAUAUUGGAUGUCGGAAGAUAAUGGACCAAACAAAUGAACAAUACUAAUGGAUGCAUAAAUGUGCAUGCAUUGCUGGAUCAGGGACAGGUUGUGUGUAUGUGUGCCUGUGUGUGUGUGUUAGUGAGCACACAAUAUAUGAAUGUUUGUAAGGAGCAAUCCAUUCAGCCAGACUCCAUUUGUGUUUCAUUAGGUUUAGCGCUUUCUGGACAUGCUGUAAAUGGAAUAAAUGUAAAAAUUCAACAUUGACGUCGGUCCACCGAAGACAUUUUCACCAAAACCAGAAUGAAUCACUAUUUCCAGCAAAGCAUGGUCAGAAAGCGGCAGACGUUAUUUUUUGUGACUUCAGACUCCUUUGUGCCACAUGGAUUCACGUUAAAUCCAAACAGUGAAUGUUUUUAGAAAGGAAGCAGAUAAAAAAACACCAUGGAAGCCACUAACGAUAUAAACUCUUCGUCAAGACUUUGUAAAACUUAUAUGGGACGACUGAUCCAAUGGCACAGACCACAGAGGCUCCAAAAACAUUAUCAAAGAGAAAAAAAAAACUAAAAGAGGAAAGUACAUAUAUAUAUAGUAUAUAUAUAAAAUGAUGUUACUUGUCGCACCAUGUGUUUCUAUUUUUCAACAAAUCUUCAUGAUUAGAACAAGAAAUGUUCAUCAUAACUAGGCAGAAAAAGACCAAAACAGAUAUCACACACACACACACACACACACACACACACACACACACACACACACACACACACACACACACACACACACACACACACACACACACACACACACACACGAUGCCUAUAAAACAGAGCCAACUGCAUUAAUAAUAAUGACUUUUAACCAUUACUGUUGUUUCCUUUCUGUUUUUAUUUCAUUUUGCCAAAGUCAAUAUUGUUCUCUGGACUUGAUAUAAAUAAUAAAAAUUACAUGUAUGGAACAGA